AUGGUUCUGUCUCAGAAGCUUCACGAAGCUUUCAAAGGCACCGUGGAGAGGAUCACUGGCCCAAGAACCGUUUCCGCCUUCAAAGAAAAGGGUGUUCUCAGUGUCUCCGAGUUCGUUACCGCCGGCGAUAGUCUCGUUGCCAAGUGCCCCACCUGGUCCUGGGAAUCGGGUGAGUCAGGGAAGAGGAAGCCGUAUUUGCCACUUGAGAAACAGUUCUUGAUUACUAGAAAUGUGCCUUGUCUUCGGAGGGCUGCAUCUGUUGAAGAAGAAUACGAAGCUGCCGGAGGGGAAGUUCUGCUUGAUGGCGAAGAUAAUGAUGGUUGGCUAGCCACUCAUGGGAAACCUAAGGAAAACAAAUCUGAUGAAGAUGAGAAUUUACCUUCCAUGGAAAGCUUAGAAAUCAGCAAAAAAAAUUCUAUUAAGCAAAUUUCUUCUUACUUGGGAACCGAGGAUGAUGAAGAUAUUCCAGAUAUGGAAGAAUUCGAUGAUAAUAGCAAUGUUAUGGAAAAUGAUCCUUCCACGUAUCUUGUAGCUCAUGAACCUGAAGAUGAUAAUAUUCUACGAACCCGAACUUAUGAUAUCAGUAUCACGUAUGAUAAAUAUUAUCAAACGCCACGAGUAUGGCUUACUGGGUAUGAUGAGACUAGAAUGCUUUUGCAACCAGAACUUGUCCUUGAAGAUGUCAGUCAAGACCAUGCUCGCAAAACGGUAACAAUUGAAGAUCAUCCACACUUGCCUGGGAAGCAUGCAUCUAUUCAUCCAUGUCGACAUGGAGCAGUGAUGAAGAAAAUCAUUGAUGUGUUGAUGUCACGUGGAGUUGAGCCUGAAGUUGACAAGUACCUAUUCUUGUUCCUAAAAUUCAUGGCUUCUGUAAUUCCAACAAUAGAGUACGAUUACACCAUGGACUUUGAUCUUGAUGGUAACUGCAAGUUCAUUGAUCCAAAGCACCAAUGCUUUCUGUCUAUUUCUGAGUAUAAUCUUCAGUUGUCACACAGUUGGUGUACAUGUCAUAGAGCAGGGGAUAGCAGCAGUGUGAAGAAAAUAAAUUCAGCUUGUGAUGUUGAGGCUUUAAAAAAGUGUCUGGAAGAGAGCAAGGGAGACUAUGUCAAAUGUCAGACACAAAUUGAGGCUUUCAAAUCAUCAUGCUCAAUCAAGAAACAAAACCCCUCUCUUGAUUCUGCUGCACAUUAG
Sphenostylis stenocarpa is the source of this 1191-nucleotide messenger RNA. NCBI's taxonomy places the organism in Eukaryota, Viridiplantae, Streptophyta, Magnoliopsida, Fabales, Fabaceae. The record is from the annotation of a GenBank genome assembly.